This is a messenger RNA of Fusarium coffeatum, 1602 nucleotides long. RefSeq lists its product as uncharacterized. The coding region runs from base 1 to 1602 and encodes 533 amino acids. Gene Ontology annotation, molecular function: manganese ion binding; metalloaminopeptidase activity. The transcript is spliced from 5 exons. NCBI's taxonomy places the organism in Eukaryota, Fungi, Ascomycota, Sordariomycetes, Hypocreales, Nectriaceae. The record is from RefSeq and is a predicted model, not a curated record.
AUGGCACCGCCGAUAACGCCGCCAAAACCCAUUUGCGGGGAGGAAAGGCCUCAAACACGUGAAAGGACCUCGGUCAGCUAUGAGUUUGUCCUUGAGGAUGAGUUUGACGCGCUGUGUGUUGAGGUGAAGAGGAACGACGGCGACUCUAGCGGUAAAAGCAGCAGCGGUAACAAGUAUCCUGCAAAGCUUCAUGCGCGCAAGGUUGUCAAAGAGCUUGGCGUUACUGAUGGCCUCAUCUAUCUCCCUGGUGAGCCUACACGGCUCUACGAAGAUUCAGACCAGUCACCUCCUUUCAAGCAACGAAGAUAUUUCUACUAUAUGAGUGGCGCCAACUUUCCAGACUGUGUUCUCACUUAUGACAUCGCUACGGAUCGUCUCAUCCUCUGGAUUCCCUACGCUGAGCCGCGCCAGGUCUUAUAUCAUGGCCCAACUCCAGACGCAGCAGAGGCCAUGCGAAAGUACGAUGUUGACGAUGUCAGAUACACUGCUCAGCUACAAAAGUUUCUUCACAGCCAGCUCCGCCCCGAGAAGACCCUUUAUGUCAUUCAUACAGACCAGGCUCCGAAACUUCAUGAUCGGCCUCGAGGACAGACAAAGAUCAACUGCUCCAAGUUGCGCCCUGCCAUGGACCAAGCCCGUGUGAUCAAGACGGAAUACGAAGUUGCGCUCAUUCGUCGCGCUGCACGCAUCUCAGCAGCCGCCCAUCGUGCCGUGACUGAACGUCUUCUAACUAUGCGGAAUGAGCAGGAUGUCGCAGCCGUUCUUCUCGCAGCCUGUACUUCACGCGGCGCUCACGCUCAGGCGUACCCAAUCAUCGCUGGUGCUGGUGUUAAUGCGUCCAUCCUGCACUACGAAUCCAAUGAUCAGCCCCUGGAGGGAAAGCAACUCAUUGUUGUCGACGCCGGGUGCGAAUACCAAUGUUAUGCUAGCGACAUUACUCGCACCCUUCCCAUCAGUGGAUCCUUCUCUAAGGAAGCUUCCGCUAUCUACUCUAUUGUACAGCGCAUGCAAGAGGAGUGUAUAGCACGCGUCCGGCCUGGCACUAUCUACUACGAACUUCAGCUUCAUGCUAGCGACGUGGGUCUUCAGGGUCUACGCAAGCUGGGUCUCCUCCGAGGUAGCUUUGAUGAAAUCCAAAAGGCCGGUACUGUCGCAGCUUUCUUCCCUCACGGUCUGGGCCACCAUAUUGGUCUGGAGGUUCAUGAUGUCACUGGCGAUGAGCGCCUCUUAAUGCGGGACAACUUCCACGUCGAGGGUGGGAAGCGUGAAAUGGUGACAGCUACAGCUCUGGUAGCUAUGCACCGCAUGGCUUCAGCCCCGGGCCCUACCAAGCCUAGACAAGCUCUCCAACCCAACAUGAUUGUUACCAUUGAGCCAGGAAUUUACUUCUGCCGUCCUUUCAUUGAGGGAUACUUCCUGAACAAUCCGACACAUGCCAAGUUCAUCAAUCGUGACCUUCUUGAGACAUACUAUCCCGUCGGCGGCGUACGUAUUGAGGACGAUAUCCUUGUGACACAUGGAGGUUAUGAGAACUUGACCUCUGGAGCACCCAAGGGCGAUGAGAUGCUUGACGUGAUCAACGGUAGCUUUGAGAAGAUUUGA